Messenger RNA from Solanum verrucosum, 1547 nucleotides. Its product is annotated as zeatin O-xylosyltransferase-like. NCBI's taxonomy places the organism in Eukaryota, Viridiplantae, Streptophyta, Magnoliopsida, Solanales, Solanaceae. Gene Ontology annotation, molecular function: UDP-glycosyltransferase activity. The record is from RefSeq and is a predicted model, not a curated record. Bases 40 to 1545 code for a protein of 501 amino acids. The transcript has a single exon.
AUGUUUACUUCUGUUCAGUUCUCAUAGAAAUACAAAAGGAUGAAUAUAGAUAAGCUUGCUUCUACCAUGACACAAGCUCAACUAGGAGAUCACAGGGAGGAUCCAACACAAGUACAAAACUCCGCUUCCAUGUGUAGCGAUGAGAAUUUACUAAACCAUGAAUUUAGCAAACUGAAACAAGAUGAAGUAGCUAUAGUUAUGGUUCCAUUUCCAGCUCAAGGACAUCUUAACCAACUUCUCCAACUUUCAUGUUUAAUCUCCUCCUAUGGUCUUCCUGUCUACUAUGUUGGCUCGGCCACACAUAAUCGUCAAGCCAGGAUUCGAGCCAACGCCUUAAAUCCUUCAGAACUUGCCAAAGUCCACUUCCAUGACAUCCCAACUCCUGAAUUUGCCUCACCAUCACCUGAUUUUAAUGCCUUGAGCAAAUUCCCAUCACAUCUUCAACCAUCAUGGAAUGCCUCUAUGCUUCUUCGCGAGCCCAUUGCUUCUUUCUUACGCGAUAUUUCAUCAAAAUCAAGACGAGUCAUUGUUGUUCAUGAUCCUUUAAUGUCCUAUAAUGUUCACGAUGUUUCUUCUUUACCCAAUGCUGAAUCCUAUAUGUUUAAUUGCAUAUCAGCUUUAACUUCCUACAGUUUGAUAAGCUUAUUUUUUGGGAUGUCUGACCAACAUGAAGAAGAAUCGCUUAAAAAGCUACCCUCCCUUGAAGGAAUUAUGACAGAUGAAAUCAGGGACUUAUCAGCUUCUCAGCAACGCUAUCUAGAUAUUCGAUCCGGUGAUCUUAAUAAUACAAGCAGAGUAAUUGAAGGCAAGUAUCUUGAUUUGCUGGCACAAGCAGAACUUAAUAUGAACAAGAAACAAUGGGCAAUUGGACCUAUUCUGCCUACUAAAUUCGAUCAUAUCUCGAAUAGGGAGAAUAUAUGUUUGGAUUGGCUUAACAAACAACCUCCAAGAUCAGUACUUUAUAUAUCUUUUGGAACAACAACUUCAUUUUCCGAUAGAGAAAUCAAGGAGCUCGCGAUGGGAUUAGAACAAAGCAAACAGAAGUUCAUAUGGGUGUUGAGAGAUGCCGAUAGAGGAGAUAUCUUUAAAGGGGAAGAUAGAAGAGUUGAGCUGCCAGAAGGGUUUGAGGAGAGAUUAAAAGAUGUAGGCUUAGUGGUAAGAGAAUGGGCACCACAACCAGAAAUAUUGGCUCAUUCGUCUACAGGCGGGUUCAUGAGUCAUUGUGGAUGGAAUUCAUGCAUAGAGAGUAUUACUAUGGGAGUGCCUAUAGCUGCUUGGCCUAUGCACUCUGAUCAACCAAGAAAUGGUUUCUUGGUGACAGAAGUGCUAAAAAUAGGCCUGAUUGUGAGGGAGUGGGGGAAACGCGAGGAGUUGGUGAAUGCAUCCACCAUUGAGAAUGUUGUGAGGAAGUUGAUGGCAUCAGAAGAAGGAAAUGUGAUUAGAAAAAGAGCAGAAGAAUUGGGAGAAGCUGUAAGGCAGUCCACAGAGAAAGGGGGUACUUCUCGAAUAGAGUUGGAUUCUUUCAUCGCGCAUAUCACAAGAUAGAC